Molecule: messenger RNA, 975 nt
Organism: Caenorhabditis elegans
Lineage: Eukaryota; Metazoa; Nematoda; Chromadorea; Rhabditida; Rhabditidae
Gene: srd-30
Product: Serpentine receptor class delta-30
Exons: 3
Coding region: 1-975 (324 amino acids)
Cellular component (GO): membrane
Source: RefSeq, marked reviewed
AUGAUCUAUCAGAUCAUUCACUCCGUUUUAUCCACCGUUGGUGUUUCGUUGAACGCUUUCAUGAUGUAUCUUGCACUGACAAAAUCCCCGAAGAUCAUGCGUCCAUGCUCGGCAAUCAUAACGAUCAAGACAGGAACGGACAUCCUGGCGUCGAUAAUGAGCUUCUUUGUGAUGCAGAGAGUCAUCACCGACGGCUCUUCAAUCAUCGUCAUCCCAACCGGACCAUGCACCAACUUCGGAAAAACCGCUUGCUAUGUGGGACACAUGCUCAUGCUUUGCUUCUUGGAAUACAACCUCAUCUGGAUGAUUUCCUCUUACAUCUUCCGCUACUAUAUCCUCUACGUUCGUGACCCACCAAUAAAACACCUGGUGUUUGUUGCAUUUUGCCUUUCAAUUCCAUCCAUGGUUCAUAUGGCUGCUUGGUUCAGUUUCUACGAUUCAAACGAGACAACUGAAGAUUUGUCAUCGUAUGGAAUUGGAUCAGGUGAAAUGGCUCUUGGUGGGGAAGUCGUUUACUGGUCUGCAAUCACUCUCAUCACUCAACUAUUCAUCACUGCAUUCUUGGUCGUCGUGGCUUACAUUUGGAUCCGCGAGACGCUCUGCAGCUUCGCGGUCAAGAUGGGUUCUGUCAAAAAGGAUGUGAAAAACUUGAACAAAAGACUUGUCAAGGUUAUCAACUUUCAAGUGUUCCUCCCGUCAUUCAUCUUUCUCGGAGUGAUCACUUUUGCAUCCAUGUUUACCAGCAAAAUCAGCUAUGAGUAUGCCCAAUACGCCAUCUCCGUGAUCUUCAUGUUCUCCCCAAUUUGUUCCCCAUUCUCGUACAUUCUCUUUGUCCCCCACUACCGCAACGUCAUCAUUGGAAAGAAGAAGCAACCGAAGCCUCAUCCAGAAAUGUGCGGCCCCAUUAGAAGUAACACCAGAACUACCAGCAUCUCUGUGACAAAUAAUUCAAGUCAUCUCUCUUCCGCACAUUAA